AUGGAGGAGCUUGGUGCGGCAGAGAGCGGCCAAGGGGCGUGCUAUGAUUCGAAGACGAGCCCCAAGCAGACCAGCAGCGAGCGGCACGCGACCUCAUCAUCGAGCGAAUCCGUUUUCAUGGAGGAGAAUGAGGCCAGAGAGGAGGGGGAGGCGUGCGAGAUGCGAAGGCGCUCGGGUCCAGAGGACUCCGCUAAGGGAGGUCUUUCGGUUGCGGAGCUCCAAGCAGUACGCGACGGCGGUCAGUUCUUGCGAACCUGGGCUGGAGGAGGGAACACGGAGGCGCAACAUAGCUCCCCCCUCCCUGCCCACCAGGCUGACCGCAACGUCGCAGGCUCGCACGCUGAGCCGCGUGCGUAG
This is a messenger RNA of Besnoitia besnoiti, 357 nucleotides long. RefSeq lists its product as uncharacterized. NCBI's taxonomy places the organism in Eukaryota, Apicomplexa, Conoidasida, Eucoccidiorida, Sarcocystidae. The record is from RefSeq and is a predicted model, not a curated record. The coding region runs from base 1 to 357 and encodes 118 amino acids. The transcript has a single exon.